UGUAUUUUAACGGCGGGAAUAGUGCGGCAAAGCAUUCAAGAUGGAUAUUCGACCCAAUCACACCAUUUACAUCAACAAUCUGAACGAGAAAAUCAACAAGGAGGAGCUGAAAAAGUCCCUGUACGCUAUCUUUUCCCAGUUCGGCCAAAUCCUGGACAUUGUUGCAUACAAAACGCUAAAAAUGCGGGGCCAAGCAUUUAUCAUCUUUAAGGAAAUCUCAAGCGCAACGAACGCGAUGCGCACGAUGCAAGGAUUCCCGUUUUACGACAAACCGAUGCGCAUCAACUACUCCAAAACGGAUAGUGAUAUGAUAGCCAAGCUGAAGGGAACGUUCCAGGAGCGACCAAAGCGCGUCAAGCAACCGAAACCGAUACAGACGGAGGACAAGAAGGCAAAGAAAUUGAAGAAUGCCGGUGAGGUUGGUGCAACGAACAACUCUGCCACGGCGGAACAGCCACCUAAUCAAAUCCUGUUCCUGACGAACCUGCCGGAGGAAACGAACGAGAUGAUGCUGUCGAUGCUGUUCAACCAGUUCCCGGGCUUCAAGGAGGUGCGGUUGGUGCCGAACCGGCACGACAUUGCGUUCGUGGAGUUUGCGACCGAGCUGCAGAGUGGUGCGGCACGGGAAGCACUGCAAGGAUUCAAGAUUACACCGACGCACGCGAUGAAGAUAUCGUUCGCGAAGAAGUAAG
Messenger RNA from Anopheles maculipalpis, 692 nucleotides. It is a transcript of the gene snf, whose product is annotated as U1 small nuclear ribonucleoprotein A. The transcript has a single exon. The record is from RefSeq and is a predicted model, not a curated record. Gene Ontology annotation, biological process: mRNA splicing, via spliceosome. Gene Ontology annotation, molecular function: U1 snRNA binding. NCBI's taxonomy places the organism in Eukaryota, Metazoa, Arthropoda, Insecta, Diptera, Culicidae. Gene Ontology annotation, cellular component: U1 snRNP. The coding region runs from base 41 to 691 and encodes 216 amino acids.